Gymnodraco acuticeps is the source of this 1557-nucleotide messenger RNA. RefSeq names its product Cbp/p300-interacting transactivator, with Glu/Asp-rich carboxy-terminal domain, 1 (gene cited1). The coding region runs from base 358 to 921 and encodes 187 amino acids. The transcript has 2 exons. The record is from RefSeq and is a predicted model, not a curated record. Gene Ontology annotation, cellular component: nucleus. Gene Ontology annotation, biological process: regulation of DNA-templated transcription. Lineage: Eukaryota; Metazoa; Chordata; Actinopteri; Perciformes; Bathydraconidae.
UAUGGUAUUACUAUUUACUGUCUUGAUUCAAUUUGUCAAAAUCAGUUUGGACACGCCCCUCGACCAAUGAGAUCGCUCUUCCCGCCUCCAUCCGGAUCCUUUGGGAAUCCGCUUCCUUGUUUUGGGAUGGGAACACACUCACACACUCUCUCACGGCUGGUCAGAGAGCAGAGAGAGAGCUUCUCACUGAGGAGCUGGCAGAGUGUGUGUGCGGAUCUCAGCCUCUGGUUCUCGGAAACUCCACAAUAACUUCCCUCUGACUCCUCUGAGGAAACGUUGGACUCUCCGGACUGUUUUCAUCUUGACUCUUCUGGACUGCACCGGGCUUCUCUCACAGGCUCUGGUGUUUUCCUGGUGAUGACCUCACUGCUGUUUCCUGCCCACGCUGCGAUGAAGGACCUCUCCUCUUCCUCCUCUCCUCUCAGCACCCUGCUCCACUACCCGAACUCCAAGUCCUCCGUGGCACCGUUCUCUCCAUCUUCCGGUACCGCAUCAUCGCCAACGUUAUCCUCCACUCCCAUCUCCAAACCUCAGCCGUUCUGCCUCCAGACGGGACCUCACCUCAUCGCUAGCAUGCAGCUUCAGAAACUCAACUCUCACUACCAGAACCUCGCCGGUGCUUCUGCGGGACACCAAGCACCUGGAGGAGCUCAAAGGGGAUUCGGUGCCUCGCCUCUGGGCACGGGAAACCAGAUUCUGGGCCCCUCUGGAGGUCUGGGUGGAGGUGGGAUGGGCGUUGGUAUGAACAUGGGGAACCAAAGCACCAGCACGGGUGCAUUAAUCGAUUUUGACCCCGUGGACGAGGAGGUUCUCAUGUCACUGGUCGUUGAGCUCGGUUUGGAUCGAGCCAACGAGCUGCCUGAACUCUGGCUCGGUCAGAACGAGUUCGAUUUCAUGUCAGACGUACCGGCCGGAUGCUGACGAGGAGAGAAAAGACUUUCGAGACGCAAAGAGACAAAGAGAGAGAAGACCUUGCUCUGUUUUGUUGGUCCCUUUCUUUUCCUGGGUCCAUACAAGUGAAGAGACGCUGAGUUACAAAGAGAAAGACAUCCCUUUCCUUUUUUGUGUUUAUACUCCUUAUGCAGACGGAUAAAAGAAGACGGCUUUUGUUUUGUUGUUUUUUAAAGCAGGAAGAGGGAAAACUGUUCUUCUCUUGGAUCAAACUGAUGGUAGAAAAACCAACCUGACGGGAUUAAGAAGUCUUUUGUUGCCUCGUUGCACUCUGAUUGUUGCCUUUUCAUUUCAAGAAAAACUCCAAAGCAUGAGCGAGGACUAAUUCUGUCGGCUUAAUGAAAAACAAGCUGGUUGAAGACGUUUGGCGCUCUCUGGAAACACCACGUAAAGAAGACGCACCUGUUGGACUCGAACAGUGCUGUAUUCUCUUAAAAAAAACAUGACAUUAUGGGAGAUUGGUGAAGCAUGACAAACACUACGGUUCCUGUUUUCUUGAAGGACAAUAUUAGACUCACGGGAAAGAGAGUCCCGUCUCGCCCACACAAAGACCACAAAGACAGCGAUUGUCUGAGAACUGGUUAUCUCAAUGUUCUUUCGUUCCUU